This is a messenger RNA of Coccomyxa subellipsoidea C-169, 1221 nucleotides long. RefSeq names its product kinase-like protein. NCBI's taxonomy places the organism in Eukaryota, Viridiplantae, Chlorophyta, Trebouxiophyceae, Coccomyxaceae. The transcript is spliced from 10 exons. The record is from RefSeq and is a predicted model, not a curated record. Gene Ontology annotation, molecular function: protein kinase activity; ATP binding. The annotation marks the transcript as partial. Gene Ontology annotation, biological process: protein phosphorylation. Gene Ontology annotation, cellular component: nucleus.
UCUCCUCCCUUCAGGGAAGAUGAUAAGGACGGGCACUUUGUCUACGAGCUGGGCGACAAUCUUACUUCAAGAUACAAAAUACUCAGCAAGAUGGGGGAAGGCACUUUUGGAAGAGUGCUCGAGUGUUGGGACAGGAAGAACAAGGAGUAUGUUGCCAUCAAGAUUGUUCGAAAUGUGCAGAAAUACAGGGACGCUGCAAUGAUAGAGCUGGAGGUGCUGAACACUUUAGAAAAGAAUGACCCGGAGGGCAAGCUGCACUGUGUCAGCCUGCUGGAGUGGUUCGACUACAGGGACCAUGUCUGCAUGGUGUUCGAGAAGCUGGGGCUCAGUCUCUACGACUUCCUCCGGCGAAACGGCUACACCCCUUUCCAUGUGAACCUGGUACGAUCGUUUGGGAAGCAGCUGCUGGAGAGCGUGGCGUACCUGCAUGAAUUGCAGUGUAUACACACCGACUUGAAGCCGGAGAACAUCCUCCUAGCCUCUCUAGAGUACAGCAAGCACAGCGAGCUCCCGGGGACAAGGGGCGCGAAGCGGAUGCCGGAGAACAGCGACAUAAAGGUGAUCGACUUUGGCAGCGCCACGUUUGACGACCAGUACCACUCGUCCAUAGUGUCAACGCGGCACUACCGGGCGCCCGAGGUCAUCCUGGGCCUCGGAUGGACCUUCCCCUGCGACAUCUGGUCUGUGGGCUGCAUCCUGGUGGAGCUCGCCACAGGCGACGCGCUCUUCCAAACGCACGAGAACCUGGAGCACCUGGCCAUGAUGGAGGCCGUGCUGGAGAAGAUCCCGGAGCACCUUGCCGCCGCUGCCAACGCCGCCGCCCGGAAGUAUUUUGUCACCAGGUUGGAGCUGAACUGGCCCGGGGGUGCGGCCAGCAGGCGCAGCGUGCGUGCAGUCGCAAAGCUGUCGCCCCUCAAACAGCUCAUGGCCUCGCUCGGCGACAAGUCCCUGAAGCCCCACCUAGACGCCCUCCAGGACCUCCUCUUGCAGAUGCUGCGGUACGAUCCGAAGGAGAGACUAACGGCGCACGAGGCGCUGCAUCACGACUUCUUCAGGAUGGGCGCCGCGGCGACGGCCACGCCGAACGGGCGGCUGCGGCCGGAAAAGAAGGAGAUCAGCGCCACAUACGCUGAGCCGGCCGAGGCCGCCGUGGUGGGCCUGGGAGGCAGCGCCUCGGGUGAGCACCGCUGCCCACAGCACUAUUUGUGCGGCAGACCUUGA